GCAGAACCAGUUCGUCACUCGCAGCGCCUUCUUCUCUCACGUCAGACAUGGAUCUUAACGUCUCAUUCUCAGAACUUCAUCAUCUUUAAAAAGAACCAGGAAUGGCUGGGAAGCCCUUCCGGGCCACCUUCAUCUGGGGCAGCAUCAUCUCCAACCUGCACACUCACGUGGAGGUCAAGCGGCGGCGCCACAACCUCAAAUCCUACCAUGACUGCUUCCUGGGCUCCGAGGCCGUGGACGUGGUGCUGACCCACAUCACCCUCAACCGCUUCUUUGGCGAGGAGGCGGUCCCUCGCUACAAGGCCGUCCGCCUCUGCCAGGCCCUCAUGGAGUCCCGGGUCUUCGAGCCGGUGGGAGGCCGAUGUUUUGCCAAGGACAAGAAGCGAGCUACGUUUGAGGACAGCAGCUACAGCCUCUACCGAUUCCUGAGCCCAGUCACCGGCUCCGCUCCGCUGACCCACAAGUCACACUCCACCAACACCAUUGAGAGCGGCUACGACUCACCGGGAGUUCACAGGAGCAGGAGCAGCUACACCCCAUCACACCAGAGACAAGAGGUGCCGAGCUACUCUCCGCACUCCCCGGUCAGAUCGGACAAAAUGCUGGAGGAGGUCCUCGGCAACCUCAACCUGGCCUCCAGCGUCACCCCGCAGAUGAAGAACCUGGGGCUCUCGCAAGAAGUUGUUGAUGAAGUGUGGCACCAGCUGGCCGUCAGCAGGCUGCUGCAGCUGAUAGAGCUCCCCCUGUUGGAGGAGCUGCUGGAGGGAAAAGAGGUGACUCGGCAACUUCUCAAGGCAGUGGACAGUGACCCCGACUUGUUGUACACAUCCAGCUAUCUGGACAGGGAGGUUCUUAAGGCCUUCAGCGAAGCACAAGCUGACGAGUGGAUGUCAGGAGCAGUGGACUGUCUGGAGUUUCUCCCUGAUAACCUGGUGGUGGAGGUGAGCCGAGGGUUGGCCGGCUGCGCCGACGACCUCAUGCGCUGCAAGACGCUGCUCUACAGUGUCCUGGCUCAACACUACGGCAAGGCAGGCCAGCCGCCGCUGCUCAGCAACCACGUGUUCGACAUUCACUCGGGCAUCUCUGAGCUGCUCGUGAACGGUAAACUAGACCAGGCUCUGGAGGCGCUGCAGCUCAGCCUGAAGCUGCAGGACUCGCGCUGCAGGGAAGAGCUGCGGCGGCUGCUCAGGUUCAUGUCUGUCGCUGGCAAAUCUCAGGAGGUCAAACUGCACAAAGAGAUUGAAAACAGGAUGGCGGUCAAGCGGACCUUUUCCAGCGCCAUUGUCUACAGCCGGAGACUCUCCAAAGGCAAAGUGGACUUGAUGGUUCUGUUCAUGAUGGAUAACCACUGUGACCUGUUCAAAAUUCCAGUUUCACUGCACAAGAUGGUGAGUGACAGAAUCAUCAACAUUGUGAAAGGACAAGACACAAACACUGUAACUGGAGCAUCGUACUGCACAAGGCUAAGUGCGAAGGCGUAUUCGGAAAAUGCACAAAAAACCACUAAGGAAGAACUUUGUUCUUUAUUACGGACAAUUCACGAAAACCCCAAACUACCAGCGAAAGAGAAGAAGAGACUUUUGGGGCAGUUUUAUAAAGGGCAUCCAGAGAUUUUCGUCCUGUACUUUGGGAGUAAAUUAACUACGAUAAACACUUUGUUACACUGAAAAUAACCAUGGAUAAAAUAACUGAACACUGCUGAGUGAGUUUUGUCUUCGAGACCCUGAACUCAAAUGUGAAAUCCCUGCGAUGUUUAAAGCAAUAUUCACUUGAAGGAGGCGGAAGUAACUUUGUUGGAGUCACAGACGACAAAAAUCACAGGACCUGUAAACUGCCUCAGAAGCAAAUAUCUGUUUUUUUCUGGUUUGUGUAGCAUCACCAGUCCCAGCCAGGUCAGACAUGUGUGACAUGGGUAACACCACGGAUCUGACAGUGACAGACAUUGGUUCCCAAUUCUGCAUGGAUGGUUCAUGACUGAAAACGGUGUUGAGUCGCGGCUCCGUAACCUGUUUCUAAUCUGCCAUGAAGCUGCAGUGGCACCCAUCAUCUGCAUAUUCACCUUGUGACUGCAAAAAUAAAUAAA
Synchiropus splendidus (mandarinfish) is the source of this 2083-nucleotide messenger RNA. RefSeq names its product DEP domain containing 7, paralog a (gene depdc7a). The transcript is spliced from 9 exons. Gene Ontology annotation, biological process: intracellular signal transduction. The record is from RefSeq and is a predicted model, not a curated record. NCBI's taxonomy places the organism in Eukaryota, Metazoa, Chordata, Actinopteri, Syngnathiformes, Callionymidae. Bases 102 to 1667 code for a protein of 521 amino acids.